Messenger RNA from Actinia tenebrosa (Australian red waratah sea anemone), 3812 nucleotides. Its product is annotated as telomerase protein component 1. Gene Ontology annotation, cellular component: Cul4-RING E3 ubiquitin ligase complex. Lineage: Eukaryota; Metazoa; Cnidaria; Anthozoa; Actiniaria; Actiniidae. The record is from RefSeq and is a predicted model, not a curated record. Gene Ontology annotation, molecular function: protein binding.
CCAAGAUGGCGGAGUGRAAAAUGGCGACGUCCAUGAUGAGUGCUUUACAGCUACAGCUCUGAGGCCUUCAAGUCUUGAAAACAUGUGGGCGAUUGUAAAGAAGACUUGUGCAGAAGACAGUGCGUGGAAGCUGAAGUCCGUUCAAAGUAGAAGAGGAUGGAAAACCAUUCGUCUCUUCGUGUCUUCUACUUUUAAAGACUUUCAUGCCGAAAGAGAAGUGUUAGUCAAAGAGGUUUUUCCUGAUCUGCGUCUCUGGUGUGAAGAAAGAAAACUUCAUCUUGUUGAGUGUGAUCUUCGAUGGGGUGUCCCUAAAGAUUCGACGACAGAGGAAACAGUACGAAUCURUCUGGAAGAGAUAGAUCGUUGCUACAGGGAUAAUGUUAUGCCAUAUUUUUUGAACCUAACUUGUAAUCGCUCUGGCUGGAUUCCAGACUUUGGAGACUUGACUUAUAAUCUUGGGGUGCUCUAUGGAUGGGUGUACGGUCUGUCGUUAACUGAGAUGGAGAUAGUACAUGGUGCAUUUCGCAGAUGUAAUCCUAAUGCUCUUUUUAUGAUUAGAGAUGCUAAAUUUUGCGAUGUCUUACCCGAGGAAGUCAAAUGUGCUUUUGUGGAUGAACUGAACAAAACAGAAAUAUUAAAAAAUGUUUUGAAAGAAAAAUUUCCAUCUCAAAAUAUUGCACAUUAUGAAGUGGAAUGCGAGCCAAGCAGUUUAGCAAAAGUGGAAAAAACUAACGAUGAGAGGGAUUUGAAACUGAAGGGUCUGAGUGGAAGUGAUUCAGUAUUUUACAAAACUGUUUUCAACUUUUUCAAGGAUCGUAUUGCCUAUCAAUACCCCCUUGACCCGACUCCUGAAGAUCCUCUCGAAGCGCAGAGAAGUGCCCAUGAGUCAUUUGUAGAUACACGCUCUGAAGUUGUUUUAGGAAGAGACAAGAUCAUAGCUGAUAUUGAAAGCUACAUUGAAACAGACACUACUCAAGCUCCCCUGUUACUAGUGGGAAAUGCUGGCUCAGGGAAAUCAGCAAUUAUGGCACGUAUCGCAAGUAACACUUUAAGAAACGGAGCAAACAAAARACUCAGAUGCCCAAUACCUACAGAAGGUUGGAAAGUAUUCUUCCACUUUGUUGGAGCAACUCCUGGCUCCACAGAUCUUGCAUUCUUCCUUCAAAGAUUAACAAGAGAAUUGGGAACAUCAAAGAAAGAUGUAGUGAGUGAUUUGGACUCCUUGAUGCAGAUGGCUAAUAGUCUUUUGUCAAAUGCCAACACCAAACCAGCUAUUAUAAUAGUAGAUGCUAUAAACCAGCUUGAUGAAGACAAAAUCCAUUAUUUAACCCGCUGGUUGCCCGAGACAUUAUCCCCCAAUGUUAGAGUCAUCAUGUCAAUGAUUGAUCACACAGAAUGUCACAGGAUCCUGAGGGCGUACAAAUCAGGACCCAAAGAAAUACUCUGUGGAGAGCUGGAUUAUGCAUCAAGACAGGCAAUUGUAGAAAAUAUCCUUAAAAUUUACAACAAACGCCUGGAUGAACACCAGAUGGAACUCUUCCUCAAAAAAGAAGGUUCUUCCAACCCAUUGUGGUUAACCCUGGCCUGUGAGGAGCUGAGAGUGUUUGGACACUUUAACCAGAUGGAUGAGAAGAUUAUGAGUCUGGAGGAUGAUCUUAUCAGUCUCGAGGAGCAGUUGUUGAUGCGCUUUGAAAAGGAAAAUGGGGGACCUGUGGUUAUUGCCACCAUGUAUUUGCUGGAAACGUCACGUCAUGGUCUCCUAGAGACAGAGAUUUUACAAAUGUUGGCCGAAGAACAAAAUCUUGUUCCUCCCAAAUACGAUGAAAAAGUAUCUUUAGAAGAGUCGGCUCAAAUGAAUGGUGUUAGUGCGCCAAUAGACUUCGAUAUAGAGAACGAGGGAGAAGCUGUUGCCUCCAAACUCCAGAAAGCGGUUGAUGAGACUUAUGUAGUGAAGAAGGAUGAGGACGAGGAAAAGGGAAAGAAGAAAACAACAAAGAARAAAACCAAGAAGUUUCUUUCAGCAGCAAAGUGGGCCCUAGUCUACCGAGCCUUGAAGCCGCUUCUCCGUCCGUGUGGAGACUUGGGCGAGGGUCGGUUGGAUUUCUAUCAUCGCUCUAUUAGUAAAGCUGUGAGAAGAAGAUAUUUCAGUGGCGCUGAGGGCUACGUCAAGCACCAGUACGCAUUCUGGCAUGGAAGACAUGCAGAGUUUUUUGAAAGUUGCGAUGACUACGACAGAAAAUCAGAGCGAUUAUACUCCGAAGACUUCAGUAUUGAUUUACUGAGUUCAUGGCAGAAGGCUGGAGGUUACGCUGCAGCUUCUCUGCUCUACAAAGAAUCAUUGGAUGUUCUCAAGACUGCUGAAGUACCUCUGGAAGAAUAUUCCAAGAAGAUGGAAAUGGUUAUCAACUUCCUCAUUCAAGCAGGUCAGUACGAGGAAUCAUUCAAGCUUCUUCAAGAACUCCUUGAAAUCGAGGAAAAAAACCUAGGAGCGAGAACAGACAAAAUGGCUGACAUCUAUCAUCUAAUGACAAAAACGAAAAGCGAGAUCGUUAAGAACCACAAUUUUGUGACAAUGGAUCAGCUAGAAGAAGAUAAAGAAACUGUGGCACUGGCGAGGAAGUCGCUCGCUUAUCGAGAAAAGCUAGAGGGCGAGGAUAAUGAGCACAAAAAAGCAUUAAUAGGAAUACUCAUUGCUCAUCAUCUUGGCAUUGUAGCGGAUUUAGAGAGAGAUAAAGGUGAACAGCAUAGAAAAGAUUGCUUCAAGAUUAUCGACGAAUCAAUAGCCAUCUUUCAAAAUCAAGGAGACUACGGUCAUUUGGCCGAGGCUAUUAUGACCAAGUCCUUUAUAAACCCAAGACACUCCAAGUACUUUAAAGAAAAAGAGCAGAUGUUAAGACAGGCUUUCGACUUGUGCACCAAAGCCUAUGGUACCAAACACAUGUUGGUUCUUCGUUUGUAUUUGAACAUUGGAAUCCUGUACGAGGAUAAUAGAGACUUUCAGAAGGCUUAUGAUUAUUUUGUCAAGUGGAACAAAGUUUGUAUGGAGGUUCUUGGCCCAGCCCACCCCAAAACCAAACGUUCACAGGACACUCUUGAGGAGCAGAUGUACAAGCGUAUCAAAGAGCAAAGGGAACGACAAGCAGCUGGAACAGCUUGAAUCCAUUCCCUGUAAUCAAUAUUAAUAAUAUUCCAAUCAAUCAGUUAUUUUGAACUGCGAUCCAUUCUUGAGUUCCCUGCGUACAGAAGUGUAUCCAAGUUCAGGUUAUUUUCGAGGGACCACUUUUUAAAGAAAUAGUGUAAAAUCACUACCUAAGCCAUUUGACAAGUGCAUAAGUUGUUAUAUUGAUGGGUUGCAAGCAUUCCCAAGAGAGUUAAAAGACAAAAACAUGGCGGCCAUUGUGGUGCUGUUAACAAUGAAUGCUAAUGAGAAAUCUUUUGUUAAAUGGCACCAACAUGGCCGCGAUGACGUAACGUGCAAUCGAAGAAUAAAGCAUUGGAGCUCAAUGUAUGAAAUAUUUUCAGUUUAGGGAUACUAAAUUUAUUAAAUGAAAUUUGAAAUAUUUUAUUAACCUAAGGCAAUUCUGAAAUUUAGUUGACCUUGAAUUUUAUAAAUUCGUAAGAAUAAAAGAUAUGUGGUCUUUCACGCUUAAAUAUUCUAGGUUGGAAAUAUAUAUAUGUAUAAUUUUUUUGCCAGGCAGUUCUUGUAGAUUUAUAUAAUCAUAAACUGCUAGCAAAUUUAUACAACAAUAUAUAAUGCAUAUAUAUUAACAUUACACUAAUAUUAUUUUCAUUGAAUAAAAAAUAAAGGACUA